Molecule: messenger RNA, 3025 nt
Organism: Ochotona princeps (American pika)
Lineage: Eukaryota; Metazoa; Chordata; Mammalia; Lagomorpha; Ochotonidae
Gene: EVI5L
Product: ecotropic viral integration site 5 like
Exons: 20
Coding region: 447-2879 (810 amino acids)
Source: RefSeq, a predicted model, not a curated record
AAGAUUCCUCACUUUGAUAGGCAACACCACCCGUCCUUCACCGCUUCCUUAAUUCCAAUUCGUUUUUCUGUGCAGAGGCGACAGCCUUCUGACCGUAGCCAGCGACCCUCUCACGGAAUGACCACGGAUUGGACAGGAGGCCCGUCCCUCUUAGAGGGUGGGCGGAGCUAGAGCACCUGGGGGCGGUGCAUUGGCUGACCGGACUCCGGGGGCGGGGCAGCGGCUCCUGUCAGCCGGUGAAAUGGCAGCAGCGGAGCCGGCGGCGGCCGCGGCGGUCCCGGGGGGCGGCUGAGAGAGGGGGCCGGGCCCGGGGCUGCGGGGCGAGCGGCUCGCCGGGGAUCUGGCAGCUCGCGGCCCGGGACGGCGAGGCUCCGAACGGAGAUGGCGGCGAGCUCGGUGCAGGCUGAACUGUGACCUGGCCCCGCUGCCGACAGGACCCGCCCACCAUGGCGAGCCCCACGCUGAGCCCCGACUCCUCAUCCCAGGAGGCCCUGUCUGCCCCCACCUGCUCCCCGACCUCAGACUCCGAGAACCUCAGCCCCGAUGAACUGGAGUUGCUGGCCAAGCUUGAGGAGCAGAACAGGCUCCUGGAGGCCGACUCCAAGUCCAUGCGCUCCAUGAACGGCUCCCGGCGGAACAGCGGCUCCUCACUGCUGUCCAGCUCCUCGGCCUCCUCCAACCUGAGCCACCUGGAGGAGGACACGUGGAUCCUGUGGGGCCGCAUUGCCAACGAGUGGGAGGAGUGGCGGCGCCGGAAGGAGAAGCUGCUCAAGGAACUCAUCCGCAAGGGCAUCCCACACCACUUCCGGGCCAUCGUGUGGCAGCUGCUGUGCAGCGCCACGGACAUGCCCGUCAAGAACCAGUACUCAGAGCUGCUCAAGAUGUCCUCGCCCUGUGAGAAGCUCAUCCGCCGGGACAUCGCACGGACCUACCCGGAGCAUGAGUUCUUCAAGGGCCAGGACAGCCUGGGCCAGGAAGUCCUCUUCAACGUCAUGAAGGCCUAUUCCCUGGUGGACCGGGAGGUGGGCUACUGCCAGGGGAGUGCCUUCAUCGUAGGUCUGCUACUCAUGCAGAUGCCCGAGGAGGAAGCCUUCUGCGUGUUCGUACGGCUGAUGCAGGAGUACCGGCUGCGGGAACUCUUCAAGCCCAGCAUGGCCGAGCUGGGACUAUGCAUCUACCAAUUUGAAUACAUGCUACAGGAGCAGCUCCCGGACCUCAACACGCACUUCCGCUCCCAGAGCUUCCACACAUCCAUGUACGCCUCGUCUUGGUUCCUCACGCUCUUCCUCACCACCUUCCCGCUCCCCGUCGCCACCCGGGUCUUCGACAUCUUCAUGUAUGAGGGGCUGGAGAUUGUGUUUCGGGUAGGCCUGGCCUUGCUGCAGGUCAACCAGACGGAGCUAAUGCAACUGGACAUGGAAGGCAUGUCCCAGUAUUUCCAGCGGGUGAUCCCCCACCAAUUCGACAGCUGCCCGGACAAGCUGGUCCUCAAGGCAUACCAAGUCAAGUACAACCCCAAGAAGAUGAAGAGGCUGGAGAAGGAGUACGCGGCCAUGAAGAGCAAGCAGAUGGAGGAACAGAUUGAGAUCAAAAGGCUUCGGACAGAGAACCGGCUCCUGAAACAGCGAAUUGAGACCCUGGAGAAGGAGAGCGCGGCUCUGGCCGAUAGGUUAAUCCAGGGGCAGGUGACCCGGGCGCAGGAGGCCGAGGAGAACUACGUCAUCAAGCGGGAGCUGGCAGUGGUGCGGCAGCAGUGCAGCUCGGCCGCCGAAGACCUGCAGAAGGCGCAGAGCACGAUCCGCCAGCUGCAGGAGCAGCAGGACAACCCGCGCCUCACCGAGGACUUCGUGGCACACCUGGAAACGGAACUGGAGCAGUCGAGGCUGCGGGAGACGGAGACCCUGGGGGCCCUGCGGGAGAUGCAAGACAAAGUCCUGGACAUGGAGAAGAGGAACAGCUCGCUGCCGGAGGAGAACAACGUAGCAAGGCUACAGGAGGAGCUCAAGGCGCUCAAGGUGCGGGAGGCCGAGGCGGUGGCGGCCAUGCACGAGCUAAAGUCCCAGCUGCAGGAGCUCUCGGACACCUGGCAGGCCCAUCUGUCCCGCGGAGGCCGCUGGAAGGAGUCCCCGCGGAAGCUGGUGCCCGGCGAGCUGCAGGACGAGCUGAUGAGCGUGCGUCUGCGCGAGGCGCAGGCCCUGGCCGAGGGCCGUGAGCUGCGGCAGCGCGUGGUGGAGCUGGAGACGCAGGACCACAUCCACCGCAACCUGCUGAACCGCGUGGAGGCGGAGCGCGCGGCGCUGCAGGAAAAGCUGCAGUACCUGGCGGCGCAGAACAAGGGGCUGCAGACGCAGCUGAGCGAGAGCCGCCGCAAGCAGGCCGAGGCCGAGUGCAAGAGCAAGGAGGAGGUGAUGGCGGUGCGCCUGCGGGAGGCCGACAGCAUGGCGGCCGUGGCCGAGAUGAGACAGCGCAUCGCCGAGCUGGAGAUCCAGAGGGAAGAGGGCCGCAUCCAGGGCCAGCUGAACCACUCGGACUCGUCGCAGUACAUCCGUGAGCUCAAGGACCAGAUCCAGGAGCUGAAGGCCGAGCGCGCCGGUCCCCCGCCCCAGGUGCGGCUGCUCAAGGGCCCUCCGGCCUUCGAGGACCCGCUGGCCUUCGACGGGCUGAGCCUGGCGCGGCACCUGGAUGAGGACUCGCUGCCUUCGUCGGACGAGGAGCUGCUGGGCGUGGGCGCGGCGCUGCAGGACGCCCUGUACCCGCUGUCCCCGCGCGAUGCGCGCUUCUUCCGCCGGCUGGAGAGACCCGCCAAGGACAGCGAGGGCAGCGAGGACAGCGACGCCGACGAGCUGGCCGCGCCCUAUAGCCAGGGCCUGGACAAUUGAGCCCGUGACCGGUGUGCCUGGAGGCCACAGCCACCGAGGGACACCCGGGGGAGGCAUUUCGCGGAGGGCAGGGUGGCGGCGGGCUCUCUCCCCAACCUUCCCGGGGCAGUAUGCACCCCUCAUCUGGGUCCGCACCCCUGCAAGGC